AUGUGGCAUGUGACUGGCUCAACAAAGAGGGGAGGGGUGCGCCCAAGAAAAACCUCUGAAGAAUUUAAACUCGUGAAAGCUUCGCCGUGGUGUGUGCAUUUGCCUCAAACUUCUCGGGGACUGCUUUCCGUAAUGUGGCCCCUGAUAAUCAGUUUCAUGGUAUGUUUGGCGCCCAGCUAUCAACAGUUCCCCCGUCUGUGCGCCACUCGUGAAGCUUUGCGCACCAAGGAGUGCUGCCCGGCCUGGGAAGGGGACGGCUCACCCUGCGGAGCCAGCUCGGGUCGAGGCUUCUGUCAGGAUGUGGAGGUGUCGAACCAGCCCGACGGGCCACAGUACCCCUUCUCUGGGUUGGACGACAGAGAGAGGUGGCCCUUGGUUUUCUACAACCGGACUUGCCAGUGCGCAGGGAACUUCAUGGGUUUUAACUGCGCGGACUGUAAGUUUGGAUAUUUCGGCGUAAACUGCAACGAGAGGAGAGAGUCUCUGAGGAGGAACAUAUUUCACCUGUCCAGAGCCGAGAGGAUCAAACUUGUGUCCUACCUGAACUUGGCCAAGCAGACAGUCAGCAGGGACUAUGUUGUGGUCACCGGGACCUACCAGGAGAUGGAGAACGGCUCCAACCCGAUGUUCUCUGAUGUGUCUGUGUAUGAUUUAUUUGUGUGGAUGCAUUACUAUGUGUCCCGGGACGCGCUGUUGGGUGGGCCCGGGAACGUGUGGACUGAUGUGGACUUUGCCCACUGGGCGCCUGCCUUUCUCCCGUGGCACCGCGUGUACCUGCUGCAAUGGGAGCACGAGAUCAGGAAGCUGAGCGGAGACACGAGCUUCACCAUCCCCUACUGGGACUGGAGGGAUGCCCAGGGAUGUGACGUGUGCACGGACGAGCUGAUGGGAGAGCGCAACCCCCAGGACCCCAGUCUUCUCAGCCCAGGCUCAGUCUUUUCUUCUUGGAGGGUACUGUGCUCCCGAGCCCAGGACUACAGUGACAGAGGUGUGUUAUGUGAUGCCAGGGAAGAAGGCCCAUUACGUCGAAACCCAGGAAACCACAAUCGUAGUGUGGUUCAACGAUUACCAACUUCAGCAGAAGUGGAGUUCACUCUCAGUCUGACCAACUAUGACACCGGAGCCAUGGACCGCAGUGCCAAUAUGAGCUUCAGGAACACUCUGGAAGGAUUCGGGGAUCCUCAGACCGGGUUGGGAAACAGUUCACGCAUGAGCAUGCACGCUGCUCUCCAUGUGUUCAUGAACGGCUCCAUGUCCUCUGUGCAGGGCUCAGCAAAUGACCCCAUAUUCCUUCUCCACCAUGCUUUUGUUGACAGCAUUUAUGAAGAGUGGCUCAGGAGGCAUAGACCAUCUCCAUCACAGUACCCAAGGGCUAAUGCUCCCAUAGGGCACAACAGUGAAUACAACAUGGUGCCCUUCCUGCCCCUUCACAGAAAUAUUGAAUUCUUCAUCUCCAGCAAGGACCUGGGAUAUGAAUAUUCAUAUCUGCUAGAUGCUAACCAGAGGUUAGCAGAAUCCAUACGUCCAUACCUGGAGGAACUGCAGGCUGUGUGGCCCUGGCUGCUGCUUGCAGGGCUUUGUGGAGGAAUUGUAUCAGUGAGCAUAGCCACUGCUGUCCUAACUGUAAAACGGCGAUACAGAGGGUCACCUUGGCUGCAUGGGAGGAGGUGGAAAAACUUAUUUGCUCUCCCAGAAAGACAGCCACUUAUCUGGAGCAGUGACACAGAGGAAAGCAACGACCGUAACUACCAAACAAAUAUAUGAAGGCGCAGACAGUCCGGUGUGGUCACGCACACAUCCAUAAAUUUUAAUAUCAAAGCACUGUGAAUCAUGUAUUACAUUAAGCCUAUAAUCUUUCUUUGUGUUUAAAUGUUGCAAUGGGUCAUCAGGCAUGUUAAAAUUUGAAUGUUCUGCAACUUGUCAAGUCCUACACAUCAGAUGAUUUCAGACAGGGUCUGUGCAACAGUUACGGUUUAUAUCACGGAAAUGUUCCAUGAUGACUUUUCACAAUUUUUUUUUUUUUGGUUUCGGCUGAUUACCUUCAAAAUCUGGAUCUGCAGCAUGUUCAGUCAUCAGUCAUGCACGCAGGCAUUUAUUAUGAAGAAAUCUAAUAUACAAACUCUUCAGAUAAUUCUACAGAAGCCUUGAGGGACUUGUUAAUGAUCUUCACGUGGGAGUCAGUGUUUUUGAUUAACGUCUAAACUAAAUCAUGGUUGUGGUGUGAGAUGUGUUGAGAAGCUGAUAGUGUCUCUGCAGGUGUCACGGACUGAGACAUCUCCCAGCACCAGGAGUUCUUUAAGAGUUAUGUAAUAGUUUAAAGAACUUUGACAUUUGUAAAAGUCACUGCAAUUCCCGUAAGGUGCAUGUGGUUCUAAAUCCUCACUGGAAAGGUCACACCUGCUUAAAUUCAACACAAGUGUUUCAUUUCUCGAAGUCUCAACUCUUAGAAGAGUCUGCCGUUAAUACCGCUCUUAACAAAACUCUCUCUGCAUAUGCUCUAUGUGUGCAGGAGGAUGUAAACCAGUUUGAAAAGUUGAACACAAAAGUUUAUUUUUUGGUAAGAUAAAUCCGUUCCCUAUAUCAUUUUACCCAUAGGUCAUGGUCUCAUUCAACCACAUUUAACUCAUACAUUCUAAGCCCAGAGACAUGCUUAGCAUAGCAUUUUUAUAAUAUAAUUACUUUGCUCAAAAUACUUUAUAUUUGGUUGCCAUUCUCAGAUAUUACAGUACAUUCUCAUUAUUAAAACUGUUUGGACAAAAAAAAUGAGGAGAUAAUUACAGCAUUGAUUAUUUGGAAGCAAAACAUGUACAAAAUAUGCAUUAGGUAGAAUUGUGUAAAAAAAACAACUUUAGAGCAAAUCUGCAAUUUUACCUGUGGGAAAAGGUGAGAUAGUCCGCUGGCAAACAUUUCACUUCCAAGUCUAAGGGUGCCAAGGAAGUAUAGUAUUUAUUUUAACAGUUUAUUCAGAAUAAACUCCAUAUGAUACAAGUGUGGACAUUUUUAGAGAUCCAAAUUUCAAACUACACAGAGCAACUUCAUUAUCAUGAGUGUAUAUCUGUGAAGACAACGUUUGACUGAUGUGAUCCAUGUGGGAACAAAAAAAAA
Larimichthys crocea (large yellow croaker) is the source of this 3105-nucleotide messenger RNA. RefSeq names its product tyrosinase-like. NCBI's taxonomy places the organism in Eukaryota, Metazoa, Chordata, Actinopteri, Sciaenidae. Gene Ontology annotation, biological process: pigmentation; melanin biosynthetic process. The record is from RefSeq and is a predicted model, not a curated record. Gene Ontology annotation, molecular function: tyrosinase activity. Bases 1 to 1764 code for a protein of 587 amino acids. The transcript has 5 exons.